GUCAUCUUGCCCUUUCUAAAAAGGGCAAGAUUGGAUCCGAUUAGGCACUUUAAUAGAAUAAAGAUCGACCAUCAACUCAUCACAGCAUUGGUAGAGAGAUGGAGAAAGGAGACACAUCGCUUCAAUUUUCGUGAAGGUGAGUGCACCAUCACACUUAAGGACAUCGCCAUCCUAACCGAUUUGCCCAUUUAUGGCGAUGUUAUUUGUGUGGAAUCUACGCCACCAGCUAAAGUUGUUGCCAAUAUGAGUGGUUAG
Linum tenue is the source of this 255-nucleotide messenger RNA. NCBI's taxonomy places the organism in Eukaryota, Viridiplantae, Streptophyta, Magnoliopsida, Malpighiales, Linaceae. The record is from the annotation of a GenBank genome assembly.